Nicotiana tabacum (common tobacco) is the source of this 648-nucleotide messenger RNA. RefSeq names its product heat stress transcription factor B-2a-like. The record is from RefSeq and is a predicted model, not a curated record. Gene Ontology annotation, biological process: regulation of transcription by RNA polymerase II. Lineage: Eukaryota; Viridiplantae; Streptophyta; Magnoliopsida; Solanales; Solanaceae. Gene Ontology annotation, cellular component: nucleus. Gene Ontology annotation, molecular function: RNA polymerase II cis-regulatory region sequence-specific DNA binding; DNA-binding transcription factor activity.
GAGAAACCAAGAUCCUACAUAGCCAUGGCAGCAGCAGCCGUUGGAACAGCAGAAGACCGGACGAUUAGCCGGAAAAUCGGCCAGCCGCCGACGAGAACGAAAUGCCCGGCGCCGUUUCUGCUUAAAACUUACGAACUUUUGGAGUUUGUGGAGGAAGAAGAAGAGAAUUAUAGUGGAAAAAAUAAGGUUAUUUCAUGGAAUGAAGAGGGCACUGGUUUUGUUGUUUGGUCUCCAGCUGAGUUUUCUGAGCUCAUGUUGCCUAAAUAUUUCAAGCACAACAAUUUUUCGAGUUUUAUCCGACAACUUAAUACCUAUGGAUUCAAGAAAGUAGCAUCCAAGAGGUGGGAAUUCUCACAUGAGAAGUUCAAGAGAGGAAGUAAGCAUUUACUUGGCAAAAUCACAAGAAAGAAAAGUGACUCUAGUGCUUUUCCUGCAUACUUGAAGCCUUCUGAUCAUAUAAUGGCUGCAAAAGAAGAGAAUAAUAUUACUUUGCAGCUGCUUAUGGAGGAGAAUCAGAACUUAAGAAAAGAAAGGUUAGAAUUGCAAAUGCAGAUUGCUCAUUUCAAAACCCUAGAAACAAAGUUGAUGGACUGUCUUUCUCAGUAUGUGGGAAAUCAACAUAAUAAAGUUAGAAGGCUUUUUUAGAUA